Messenger RNA from Dothidotthia symphoricarpi CBS 119687, 2259 nucleotides. RefSeq lists its product as uncharacterized. Gene Ontology annotation, biological process: positive regulation of transcription by RNA polymerase II. The record is from RefSeq and is a predicted model, not a curated record. Lineage: Eukaryota; Fungi; Ascomycota; Dothideomycetes; Pleosporales; Dothidotthiaceae. Gene Ontology annotation, cellular component: nucleus. Gene Ontology annotation, molecular function: DNA-binding transcription factor activity, RNA polymerase II-specific; transcription cis-regulatory region binding; zinc ion binding. The transcript has 5 exons. Bases 1 to 2259 code for a protein of 752 amino acids.
AUGUCGAGAUACUACCCGCCAGGCCAUGACAUUCCGACCCAGUACUAUGAUGUCGACCCCAGCGCCCCGCCGAAUCACGUUGCUCCAAGUGCCCCACCAGGGAUCGCCCCGGACACUUCUUACCCUUCAGGAAUAACUGAAAACCCAUUCCAUCCUGGAGUACAAGGCCCUUUUGUACAAUAUGCAGAUCCACAUGUGCAUUCCAAUUACGCAGACGAGUACGAUGAUGUCCCGGGGCCUCUUGGUCCUGGGCAAGGCGCAUCCGCCCGCCCGCGAAGACGCCUAGGUCCGGGAGAGCAAGUCAAGCAUCGUCGGACUCGGAGCGGCUGCUUUACGUGCAGACAUCGCAGAGUCAAGUGCGACGAGAGCCAUCCUGUGUGUGAAAGAUGCCGGAAGGGUGGCCGCGAGUGCAUCUAUCCCGACACUCAGGGCAGUCAGAAGCUAGUUCGUGGAUUCAAGUCGGGUAAGUCUGGCUCGACAGGAAGUGUUUCGUCUCCUGAAGACCACGAAGAAGAUGGCAAGGAGCGGCUGGCAGCUAUUCUUGACGACGAGGACGGGGACUACGAGGAAGAUGCUGGGUUCAUGUCGAGGGAGCAAGACUUGCGCGAUUCUUCCAACACACCAGCGUCACUCAUCGACCAGAGCACUUCGCCGUCUACCGAAGCUUCCUCCACAGUCCCAACGUCUAACCAACCGAGUUUAUCACGGAGAGGCAGCACGCAGGCAACCAAGAUCGCACCGCCAAUGAAGAGCGCUUCGACAGAAGCGCAAAGUGUCCAGUUCUAUCUGAACUACUUCAAGAACCACAUGUCCUCUCAUCACUACUCACUCAAGCGCGACGCUCAAAAUUUCAUCAAAGUCGAUCUUCUGGCUCAAGCCAUGAAGUUUGAACCGUUGAAGUAUGCGGUGGUGGGUUAUGCAGCGUACUUCCACACGCUCUCUCAGCCAGACGGCCGCAUCUCCACUUUCCUCCAGUUCUACAAUGAAUCCGUGUCGCGACUCCGGGUGGCCAUUACGAAAAACAAGAAGCAUGGGCUUGCGACGUUUUUGACAAUCUUACAGCUCGCGAGUAUAGAGGAGAUGCUCGGUGACUGGGUCAACCUUAUGGGCCACCAGAAGGCUGCUUUCGAGAUGCUCAUCCGCCUCUACACAGUGGAGACUAUCACCAAGUCGCAGUUCCUACUCAAAGUCCUGCUGUGGUACAUCCGGUUCGAUUUGUUUGUCGGGUUCCAAUCGGGCGGAGAAUCAGUACUCAGCCGAGAGUGGUAUGUGGCCGCUCACGAUCGCUACGUGGAGCAACUCCGCGAGAACCCAAACGACCUGGACUUGCUGUACGAGGAGCGUUUUGCUUACUCGCGGCUGGUGGCGAAGGACUCGAAUGAUCUGUUUGCUCGGAAGGGCAAGGGACUGCUCAGCGAUCAGGAGUUUAUGUUACAACUGUCUGUUUUGCAAGAGAAGGUGGACAAUAUGGAAGACGAUAUCGGCCCGACUCUUUUGGAUCCCAGAUACAAGGUCAAGUGUAUCCCGGGCGAACCUGGUCCCGACGACAUUGUCAACCCGUAUGAGCCGGACGUUAUGUGGGGCGAGCCUCUGUGGACGUCGAACUUUCUUCUGCUGGAUGUGUGGGGGAUCAUGAUCAUGCACUAUGUCUCGACGGCGAUGGCAUUGCGCAGGCCGACUAAUCCUGAACUACCUAAUAUGGCGUAUAGGGCGGCGCAGUUGUUCGAGGCACUGUGCGCUUAUCCUCAUGCUCCGCUGGGGACGAUCAUCGAGGCGCAAAUCACGCUCGCUAUCUCUACGUUGUUUUUACCGAGAGACUCCAAGACAAUACAGUGGUGUCGACGGACUUUUGCUAAGGUUGAGGCAUCCGGAUAUAUCUAUUCAGACGUCAUGCGAACGCGUAUGCUCGAGUCUUACGGACUUAGCCCCUCGGACUGGUGGCUUCCCAACGACGAAGCAUGUCCGCCCAUCAUUCGCUCGAUCAAAAACUUCAUCCACGAGCGAGCAACAGCGCCCAAAGACCAAGUGUCCGACGACCUGAAAGAAAUGAGGGGCAUCUUUGGCUCUAUGACAAUCUCCGACUCUCCGGAUAGUGUGACCGUCACAAGCUCUGAUUACGCCGGAGGCGCGAGCGCACAGGGAAAUUUCGACAUGUUCACGAGAACAGACGGGUCUCCGGAAUCUGUCGAUUGGGGGUCGGGAUAUGGCGGCGACCGCAAGCAAUCGAUCGCGGGGUCAAUGUCGCAGUACUCUGUAUAG